This is a messenger RNA of Vespa mandarinia (Asian giant hornet), 683 nucleotides long. It is a transcript of the gene Blos1, whose product is annotated as biogenesis of lysosome-related organelles complex 1 subunit 1. Gene Ontology annotation, cellular component: BLOC-1 complex. Lineage: Eukaryota; Metazoa; Arthropoda; Insecta; Hymenoptera; Vespidae. The record is from RefSeq and is a predicted model, not a curated record. Gene Ontology annotation, biological process: endosomal transport.
AUAAGCCUAUACAUAGUGAUCUCUAUUUUUGGUGCUUCAUCUUCUAUUAGUGCUUUUGUUUUUGUAUCAAAAAAAAAAGAAAAAAAAACACCAGAUUAAUUCUUCUGUUAUCGACACUAUCUAACGAUUUAAAACGUAUUAUUAAGACGUAUUAUUUUGCAUAUGACUGAUAGGCAUAGAACAACCAAGAGAAAGAAAAAUCAAACAUGUUAUCAUCAAUUGUCAAGGAACAUCAAAGUAAACAAGCAGCAAGAAAGGAAAGACAAGAACAGAAACGUAAAGAAGCUGUUCAAGCUGCUAGCAAUUUAACUCAAGCGCUUGUAGAUCAUUUGAAUGUUGGGGUAGCACAGGCAUAUUUAAAUCAAAAGAAGCUUGAUGCCGAGGCCAAACAAUUACAACAUAGUGCAACCAAUUUUGCCAAACAGACACAAUCCUGGUUGAAUUUGAUAGAAUCAUUUUCAAGUGCCUUGAAAGAAAUUGGCGAUGUAGAAAAUUGGGCUCGAAGUAUAGAAGGAGACAUGAGAACUAUUGCCACUGCCUUGGAAUAUUCUUAUAAAGCUACGCAAGAAACUCAAUCUGCGGGAUCAUCUUAAAAGUAUGAAUCUAUAAGAGGAGCCAUAGUUCUACAGAUUUACAAGCGAUAGAAUGUUUGAUUUUAUGCUCCCCUUAUAUAAAAAAAAAAA